Messenger RNA from Xylona heveae TC161, 1446 nucleotides. Its product is annotated as oxidoreductase. The record is from RefSeq and is a predicted model, not a curated record. Bases 468 to 1283 code for a protein of 271 amino acids. The transcript is spliced from 5 exons. Lineage: Eukaryota; Fungi; Ascomycota; Xylonomycetes; Xylonales; Xylonaceae. Gene Ontology annotation, molecular function: oxidoreductase activity. Gene Ontology annotation, cellular component: cytosol.
UGUUGUUGACAGGAGCUUUACCGAGAGCAAGGAGCCAUCCGGGAUCGGGGCCGGCGACAAGCGACGCAACGAGCGAGAGAUAACUUUGAUAAAGUCGAAAUCGGAGAUAAACUCCCCAUGACGCGAACUGCUUGGAGUUUCCCCACUUGACACACCCAACCAUAUCUCGGAGAAGUUGACUCAGCUCAUUGCUUUGAAUUAGCGUGCUUGACGCAAUUCACACCCUAUCUCGUGCUUGUGUUUUCUUACAACAUAGCCCUAAUAAAACAGAAAACAAAAAGGAAAAAGAAAAAAGAAUCUGCAUUGAGCAGUGUUCUAUGCCUCUUUUUGGACGGUCAAUUAGUUUGGCGACAAGACCCUGCUCACUAGCUCUCCACGCCCUACGAUCCCUGCGAUCAUCUCAGUCAACAACACCGAUAGCAUUCACUUCGUCUUUGUUGAAAAAGCAUUGGAACACUCAGCGCACAAUGGCAACAGCAAUGGGAAAGCGCCUUGACGGCAAGACCAUUGUCAUCACGGGCGCCUCCUCGGGAAUUGGACGCAGCACUGCGCUCGAAUUCGCACGCACAUCGCCCAAGAAUCUGAAGCUAGUCCUGACUGCGCGACGAGUGGAUCAGCUCAAGGAGCUUGCAGAGGAGAUUACCAAGGAAGUCGGCGAGGGUGUCAAGGUGCAUACGGUCAAGCUGGAUGUGAGCAAUUCGAGCGAGGUCAAGAACUUUGUGCCAAAUCUGCCGGAAGAAUUCAAGGAGAUUGAUGUCUUGGUGAACAAUGCAGGACUUGUCAAGGGUGUCGCCAAAGCUCCAGAAAUUGACGAGAAUGACGUGCAAGUCAUGUUUCAGACAAACGUCACUGGCUUGAUCAACAUGACCCAGGCGGUUCUGGCCAUUUUCAAGCAGCGUCCUGAAGGUGGCCGCGGCGAUAUCAUCAAUGUAGGCAGUAUCGCCGGUCGCGAACCAUACCCGGGCGGCAGCAUCUACUGUGCGACCAAGGCGGCCGUGAAGAGUUUCACUGAGGCAUUGCGGAAAGAGCUGAUUGACAGCCGCAUCCGAGUCAUUGAGGUUGCUCCUGGUCAAGUUGAGACGGAGUUUUCAGUCGUCCGAUUCUACGGAGACAAGUCCAAGGCUGAUGCCGUCUACGCUGGCUGCGAACCUCUGACACCGGACGACAUUGCUGAAGUUGUUGUUUUUGCCGCUGGUCGGCGAGAAAAUGUUGUCAUUGCCGACACGCUCGUCUUUCCCAACCACCAGGCAUCGGCUACCUUGAUGCAUCGCAAACAGACUUGAACGCCACGCGGGUGGUCUUGUUACGAAAGGAGUAUAUGAAAUAAGCGGUAUAGAUGUCUCUGUACAGAGAUAAACAGGUACAUUUAGUAAAAAGGGCGGGUUGGUGGUAACCUGGCUGAUUACAUUUCACAAAUAUAACAAUUUUUGGGUUCCAAUACAAGGC